This is a messenger RNA of Trichomonas vaginalis G3, 622 nucleotides long. RefSeq names its product protein of unknown function, DUF4106 family. The annotation marks the transcript as partial. NCBI's taxonomy places the organism in Eukaryota, Parabasalia, Trichomonadida, Trichomonadidae. The transcript has a single exon. The record is from RefSeq and is a predicted model, not a curated record.
AUGUCAUUCGCCGACUUUUGCAAAAACAAAGUUGACUUAGACUUUGGUUUCUCAAACCUCAACACUGAAGUAAACUAUUAUUUCAAUGCUGCUGGAGAUGCUUGGGACCCAGUUAAGUUCACAUGCGAAAAAUUUGAAUGCAAGAGAAUAGAAAGCAGACUUGCAGUCUAUAUGUUGGACCCAGAUAUUUCAAAUGCUUUAGCUGCCAAAUAUAUUGCAGUUCCACUUAUGUUCCCUAUACACCAAAUAUCUGUCAAAGACUUUGCAGGUGAAGUUGGAAACCAAAGUGCUGACCCAGGUGCAAGAACAGAUAUUGCUUUAACAACUGCAAUGAAACAUGCAGAUACUAUGUUUGUACUGUUCAGACGAACUAUAAAUGACUAUUCUUGCUUCUACAACCCUGGUAUUAAAUAUCAUAUAAACAUAGAUGGCAAAUAUUAUCCAAGAGAAGAAUAUUCUACAGUUGAGGAUAUGAGGUCAUACAACUUGACAUUAGAUGCUAUGAACUUUAACAACAACUUCACAACAACCAUUAACCCUGAAAUGCAAAGUUCUAUUAUGCCAUAUGUGAAAGUAUGGACUCAUACAGGAGCUCAAAAAACUCAAUAUACAAAUGGAGACC